CGAAGUUGAGGGAUCAAAGCUUUCUUCGAAAGGGAAAGGGUUGAGUGUGGAAGGGGACAGUCAAAGCUGGCAUUUUUUUCUCCCAAUUUUGAAAUUUUCGGGUCCUUUUGAUCUUCCCCCUUAUUAAUUUCGCUGCAGAACACAGGGAAGGAUAAAUUUUUUGCAGAAGGAUUGAGGGUUUUCUCUUCUUCUGCAAUCUUCCUCCUUUAUUGAUAUAUAUUUUCACAAGUUGAGGAAGAAGAAGUUGAUGCUCGCAGAAGGAUGGAACCUUCCCGUUCUCUUUUCCAGGAAAAGAAGCAUUGGUGGAUGAUGAACAGGAAGAUCGUUAACAAACACAUUCGCGAUGCGCGUUCUCUCAUCGCAACGCAGGACCCAAACGCCGUUUCGGCGGCGAUUGGAGUCCUCGACGGCGUUCUCGCCCUAUCCCCGCGGCUUGAGGCGGCACUAGAGCUCAAAGCAAGGUCUCUUCUCUUCCUUCGCCGGUUCCGGGAGGUCGCCGAUAUGCUUCAGGAGUAUAUCCCGAGUUACAGAGUUUGCUCCGCCGCUACCGGCGACGAGUCGUCGAGCUCGCUCUCCUCCUCCGGUAGCGGGAGAGUUGUUUGGGAAAGCCGCGAGGGCGCUAAGUUGCUUCCUAAAUGUGAGGAUGGUGACGGUGGCUCUCGCUGCUUCUCUCUCCUAGAUAUAAAGCGGAAGGUCAUCGCCGGAAUCCACCGCGCCUGCGACCGUGAAGGGCAAUGGAGAUAUCAUAUUUUGGGCCAAGCGUGCUGCCAUCUGGGCCUUCUAGAAGACGCUAUGAUCCUCCUCCAAACCGGCCGCCGUCUAGCUUCCGCCUCCUCCCGCCGCCAAAGCACCUCGCACUCCGACGACACCUUCAGCUUCUCCCCCUUCCUGCCCCCAUUCCCUUCCACCAACCCUAAAACCAAUACCAAUCUUAUGACCUCCAAGUCUCCCUCUUACUUCUCCGAAUCGGCUUCCACCCUUCUCCCCCACAUCAAACUCCUCCUUCGCCGCCGCGCCGCCGCCACCUCUGCCCUCGACGCCGGUCACCCCAACGAAGCCGCCCGCCACUUCUCCAAAAUCCUAGAAACCCGCCGCGGCACUCCCCACCCCUUCGCCACAUCCUGCUUAAUCGGCCGGGCCGCCGCUUAUCGGGCCGCCGGCAGGGUCGCCGAAUCCAUCGCUGAUUGUAACCGCGCUCUCGCCCUGGACCCGACCUCCAUCCCAGCUCUCCUCACUCGCGCAGACCUUCUCGAAUCCGUCCGUUGCCUCACCGACUGUCUCCGCGACCUCGAUCAUCUCAAACUACUCUACGACACCAUUAUCCGCGACAGGAAGCUCCCCGGCCCGGUCUGGCGGCCAUUGAACGGCGAGAUCCGUUACCGUGAUGUACCGAGUAGUCUCCGAGCUCUUACGGCGAGGAUAAACGGGAUUCGGCAGAGGUUCGCCGCGGGGGAGGGGAAUAAUGUGGAUUAUUACAAACUGAUUGGAGUGAGAAGAGGGUGUUCGCGGUCGGAGCUGGAGAGGGCAAAUUUGGUUCUUUUAUUGCGGCAUAAGCCGGAAAAGGCCGGGGCUUUUGUCGAUAAGCUUGAUUUCUCCGACGAGGACUUGGAUGUGGACGCGGUGAGAGAUCAGGCGAGGAUGUCGGCGUUGAUUUUGUAUAGGAUGUUGCAGAAAGGAUAUUCCUGUAUCAUGGCGACGAUUGUGGAAGAUGAGGUUGUGGAGAAGAAGAGGGCGGUGGCGGCGCCGCCGGUGUAUCAGGGGGUGUUUUGCCGGGACAUGGCGGCGGUGGGGAGUAUGCUGUCGCGUGGUAUUUCGGUGAAGUACGAGGGAUUGAGCUGUUGAAGGAGAAAAUUUUGAAUUUGGAGAUCUUCGUUGUACAGUCUGGUCUUUGUGGAGGUGGUGGAUUUAUUGGGGGAAAUUUUGUUCAUGUUUGUUACUCUUCUUUCAAAGUCUUGAACUUUAAUAUUUUGGUAUUCUUA
Molecule: messenger RNA, 1979 nt
Organism: Dendrobium catenatum
Lineage: Eukaryota; Viridiplantae; Streptophyta; Magnoliopsida; Asparagales; Orchidaceae
Exons: 3
Coding region: 262-1842 (526 amino acids)
Molecular function (GO): protein binding
Source: RefSeq, a predicted model, not a curated record